AGUACAUCAGUGCUUGUGCUAAUAUAAGUAUUAGUGAAGUUUGGCCUGUUGUUGUUGUUUUAUGGUGUUGUGAAAGUUGUAUGUACAAAUAAGGAAUUAUGAUAGUUACAAUCAGUUUUCCAAAUUGAUUUGUAAUUCAAACAAAUUCCUCUCAUCAUUUCUCUUGAAAUAAAAACUGGAGGGUUAUAAGAGUGGAAAACAUGAGUGACACUGAUUUACAGUCUUCUGCUGAAACUGAAGAGUUUCAACUCACUCUUAACACAAUUCCUGUUGAGGUAUUUCUCCAUAUUUGUACAUUUUUAGAUGGCAAAGAACUUAUUAAAACAUUAAAAAUUGUUUGCCGCAGUUUUUAUGAAAUAUUAUCAGACGAUGAAGUGUGGCGAUCAUGGUUGAAAAAUCGCUGGCCAGAAUUACCUACAUCUAACGUAUGUUACAAAGAUGAUGACAUUCCUGGUCAUACAGUCUGCCUGCAAGUUGAUAGAGGACUCAAACUGUGGUCCAUAGAAGAAUGUAAUAUCAAGAAGUUUCGUAAUGAAUCUCUUCACAUUUCGACUGUUGAUACAGUGAAAAUAAUUCAGGGGGGCAGGGUGGGGAUAUCGGGAGCACGAGACCGCAGCCUGGGAGUCUGGAGUUUAACAGAUGGUCUCAACCUCGUAGACCAAAUGAAUAGUGCCCACAACGGGUGGAUCUGGUCCUUGGCCUCCACCCCCAAGGGGGACCAGUUCUACUCUUCUUCCUGGGACUCCAGCAUCAAACUGUGGACCCUCGACCAGCAAUUGCGGGAAGUUUAUUGCUUCAAGUGCAAGGCAGCUGCACUGUCCUUGGCCUGUCGUGAGGGGCUAGUUGCGGCUGGUCAGUUCACCUCAAAUGUUGCAGUGUUUGACCCUCAUUGUGGUGGGAUGCCUGUCAUGGAGUACACAUGUCACAACCGUAGCAUCAUGGAUAUCUGCAUCAUACGUGACUUCAUCGUCGCGGUCAGUGAAGACAGGACACUGUCUGUAUGGGACAUUACUGCAGGGAAGAUCUUCAAGUCUGGCAUUACUGUUACCAAAGAGGGCCACCCUAUGACUGUGUCGUUCAGUAAAGGCAACCUGAUGUUUGUCGGAGACACUGAGAACAGACUUCACAUCUUCAAUACACUCAACGACUCUUUCGAACUUAUGGAAAGCUUUGACAUGGGCCAUCAGCCUAGAGGUUCCAUCACCUCUAUGUGGCACAAUGAAGGAUUUGUGAUAACAGGCUCCAAGGACACAACGAUCAGGAUACACACUGCGACACGUCCACCCCACCUCAUUUCUCAGCUGACCUCUGCGCAGGGUUGUGUUACCUCGUUGGAUUUUGCUGAUCCGGCGCUGCUUGCGGGAUGUGGAAACGCUGUUCAAUUGUGGUUGCCUUGUUGAAUUUGAUUUUGUUAAUUGAUCAUCUAUGAAAGUUCUAAACAUUUUAUCGAAAUUGAAUUUCACGUGGGGACCUACUUUACAGCAGCUGCACUAAUAAGAUUAAAAUACUGGAAUAAAUUAUUUUAACUGCCCUUGUGCUUAUUAACUUAAUAAUUUAUUUUGUACUAUGGAAUAUUGUAACUUGUUUCUAUUUUUGUAAUAAAACUACUUAUUGUACUAAAUUUA
Messenger RNA from Homalodisca vitripennis (glassy-winged sharpshooter), 1625 nucleotides. Its product is annotated as F-box/WD repeat-containing protein 9-like. Gene Ontology annotation, molecular function: protein binding. The transcript is spliced from 8 exons. Lineage: Eukaryota; Metazoa; Arthropoda; Insecta; Hemiptera; Cicadellidae. The record is from RefSeq and is a predicted model, not a curated record. The coding region runs from base 201 to 1400 and encodes 399 amino acids.